This is a messenger RNA of Ostrea edulis (European flat oyster), 1312 nucleotides long. RefSeq lists its product as uncharacterized. Bases 71 to 661 code for a protein of 196 amino acids. Lineage: Eukaryota; Metazoa; Mollusca; Bivalvia; Ostreida; Ostreidae. The transcript is spliced from 4 exons. The record is from RefSeq and is a predicted model, not a curated record.
UAACAUUAAACUGGAGGAACAUUAUUAAUUUCCUCCAUUCAAUUCGCCAUUUGACGAUGGAAUUAUAAUCAUGAAGAUUAUAUUUCUUUUCUCAACUUUGUUGAAUCUUUGUCUGCAGGUGGAUGUUAGAAACGCGCCUCUUUGCGAAGGAAGAUCAAGUACUUGCUGCCCCGGUUAUGUGAAGGAUGGCGUAACUGGUGCAUGUGUCGAAUGUCCUCGAGGAAACUUUGGUCCUGCUUGUAAGCGGGUAUGCCCUUAUCCUCAGUUUGGAAGAUUGUGCCAAAACAGGUGCCUUUGUGAACAGCACAGAUGUAACCACAUUGAAGGAUGUACGAAAGAAAAACUUACAGAUCAAGUUCAAACAAAACCAACGGUUAUGAAGGAACUCUCUACCGUUGCCAUGGAAAAUGAACCUGAAAUGAAGUUUCCGGGAAUUCAUCAGAAGAACUACAUACAGAGACAGCCCGUUGGAAACACAGAGGACGGAACAGCGCCUAUUCGAUAUUCCAUCUUAAGUCUUGUUGGUCUGUUUGGCGUUCUCGUGGUGUUGUACAUCGCAUCUUACACUAUCAAAAUACACAGACGACAAGGGGCGGUCAUAGACAUGGACAACAUACAAAUGAAAUCUUACGGUACAAAGGAAGGGCUUGAGAUAGGAUAAAUUAUGUGUCACGUGAGCCUCGAUAUGAUCCUAUGUCGCCAGAAGAUUUGUUUUGAUAUGCAUUUAGACAGACACAUAAAACUUAUAUAGCUCAAUUCUCAUUUUUUAUCCCAUAGUAAGGUAGUCUAUAGUAGAAUGGUUUUGUAUAAUGGUUAGUCAGUAGAAAAGUCAGUCAUGGGAAACACGUUAUUUCUCAUUUCACAGGGUGUAUCAAAGUAUCGAUUUUUGUACACUUACACUAUUGUCCAUAAAUUUCUUACAUAUAUUGUAUCUACAUAAUUCUUCUUCUUACAGAAGAGAAAAUAGUUUAAUGGAAAUUUAGGGGACAUUUAUAUACAAACAUGUAUAAAACAUUACAUGUAUUUGUAACUGCGUAUUUGUAGCCAUUCUUCAAGUACUCAAGUGCUAAAUUGUUGUUUGUAGUGAAUUAUUUUCCUGUUUAUGAUUUCCUUAUUUUGGUAUAAUAAUCAUGUGUAUGUGCAUGUAUUUCAAAUAUUCAUUACCAGUUUUCCUGAAAACUGAAAUGAGGAAUUUAUUCAAUGUUUCACAAAAUUAUAGUAUAAUUGUUUUAUGUGGUUUACAACCAAUACAGCAAUCGUAGCAACGACAAAAGUGUUUGAUGAAAAUAAAGAAUUAUGAAAAUUUAUCCUU